Molecule: messenger RNA, 1556 nt
Organism: Danio aesculapii
Lineage: Eukaryota; Metazoa; Chordata; Actinopteri; Cypriniformes; Danionidae
Gene: smyd1a
Product: SET and MYND domain containing 1a
Exons: 10
Coding region: 38-1495 (485 amino acids)
Cellular component (GO): nucleus
Molecular function (GO): protein binding
Source: RefSeq, a predicted model, not a curated record
CUGGAUCUCUCAGUUCUGCUCCAGCCGCAGAUCCAGCAUGACCGUGGAGAAGACGGACCCCGUGGAGGUGUUCGGGGCCGGGCUGAAGGGCCGGGGUCUGCGGGGCACUAAAGACCUGUCGGCUGGAGAAGUGGUGUUCGCUGAGGCCAGUUUCGCCGCUGUUGUGUUCGACAGUCUCUCUCUACAGGUGUGUCACAGCUGUUUCCGCCGGCAGGUAAACCCUCACCGCUGUGCUCAGUGUAAGUUUGCGCAUUACUGCGACCGCACGUGUCAGCGAGCCGCCUGGGACGAACACAAGAAGGAAUGUUCAGCCAUCAGAAACAUUGGGAAGGCUCCCAACGAGAACGUGCGUCUGGUUGCUCGUAUCCUGUGGCGCAUUCAGAAACACACCGGCCUGGUCUCGGACUCUCAGCUUACUACCCUAGAUAUGCUGGAGGAUCAUCUGUCCAGAAUGACCCCCGAGGACCUGAAGGAGCUCAAAGCGGACGUGAAAACCUUCUACACCUACUGGCCUAAGAAGAGCAAAGCGGUGGGAGAGGAUUAUGUGUCGCAUCUCUUUGGUGUGAUCAGCUGUAACGGCUUCACUCUGAGUGACCAGCGGGGUCUGCAGUUGGUCGGCAUUGGGCUGUUUCCAAACCUCUGUCUGGUCAAUCACGACUGCUGGCCGAACUGCACCGUCAUCCUCAAUCACGGAGAUCAGUCGGCUCUGGAUGCUUCAUUCCACUCCAGCAGAAGGAUUGAGCUGCGGGCUCUGGAGCCGAUCUCUGCUGGACAGGAGCUGACCGUCAGUUAUGUGGAUUUUCUGAGCGUCUCCACAGACCGCCAGCGGCUCCUCAAACAGCAGUAUUACUUCGACUGCAAGUGUGAACACUGUGUGAACGGCACCAAAGAUGAGCUUAUGACCGCCGUCAAACCCACCGAGGAUGGAAAACAGCCUUCAGCUGAUGUGGUCAAGCAGCUCACAGACUUCAGUCUUCAGGCUCUGGUGAAGAUCGAAGCGGCUCGAGCUCAAGGAAACUUCCAUGAGGUGAUCAGGAUCUGCCGUGAGUGUCUGGAGAAGCAGGACCCGGUGUUUGCGGACACUAAUGUGCAUGUUCUGCGUGUCCUGAGCACCGCCAGCGAGGUUCUGUCCUUCCUGCAGCAGUUUCAGGAUGCGGCCAGAUACGCUCAGCGCAUGGUGGAUGGAUACAUGAAGCUUUAUCACCCCAAUAAUGCUCAGCUGGGCAUGGCCAUCAUGAGAGCGGGUGUCACACACUGGCAUGCUGGACUGAUAGAGGGCGCUCACGGGCUGAUCUGCAGAGCGUACGGCAUCCUGAUGAUCACACAUGGCCCACAUCACCCUAUCAGCAGAGACCUGGAGGCGAUGCGGAGGCAGACGGAGACGGAGCUGCGCAUGUUCAAGCAGAACGAACAUGUUUAUCACAGCAUGCGUGAAGCCGUCCUCACCAGCAAACCCAUGAGCGUCGCUGGAGAACAAGUGCAGAUCAAAGCAUGAACACACACACACACACAGAAACAUGCGAUCAUUCAUGCAAUAAAUGCAUUUCUGCAGAUCA